GGCGGAAUAUUUAAGAAAGAGGGAAAGGAGAGAAGUGAAAGCCCGGAAUUUCAGUCGCUUUGGCGCGAAUUUUGCAAAGCCCAUCUUCCUCAAGCUUGGAGAAGUUAACGACUGCCAUAGCUUCUCCUCUCAAGCGCGUUUAAGAAGACGGAAUUACUAAUAGAUUUGAGAAAUGAAGUUUAAGGCAUUUCUGACGGAUAAUGGUGUAAAUCUCCUUGAGAAGAGGUUUCUACCUGCCCUAGAUAAGAUGGGGAAGAUAUGCCAUCUCUAUUUGACUAGAGAUUAUGUUAUCUUCUUGCAUAACCUUCUUAACGGUGAUGGAAUUCAAUCAAUUGCUCAGUUUCGUAAAGAAGCUUUGUUUGAUGAUUAUCGAAUUUCCAGCCAGAAUGAUGAUCGUAUUGCGUUUACUGUAGAUAUUUCCCUUCUCCACCGCGCAGUUCGUAGUAGUGUUAGUAUUUGUUCUGAGUUUGGUAAUGGUCCAACGGCAAAUCGUCUUCAAAUUAAGUUGGUGAAGAAGUUGCCUUUGAAUUGCACCCAACCUAUGCCUUUCCUUACAUUUGAGACUAAAGGGUAUAAGUCUGCUGUUAUUCAGGAUGUGCCGAUCUCGAAGCCCAUGUCGAGAGCUCAAGUUCUUGAACUUCAAACUGCUCUAGAUAUGGCACAAGAUUUGCCUCAGACGCUUGUGCAGGUUCCUGAUCUUAACCAGUUGCAGAACUUUGUGGAUCGGAUGAAGAAUGUUGGGGAUUUGUUGAAUGUCUCCAUAAGCAAGUAUGGAGAUUUACAUGUGCAGAUUUCGACAGGGUUGAUUACUCUUGGUGCUGAGUAUCGAAAAUUAUUCGUCAUAGGGGAACAAGCAAGAGCUCCAGCUGAAGAUCAAAAUCUAAGUGCUCAGACUAGAUCAACCAGGGCGAUAUUGAGGGGAGAUGCUCAAUCUGUACAGGUGAGUGUGAAGCACUUUGCUAAGAGUCUUCAGUAUCAUUUGGCCAAGCCAGAUUGCACUUUCUAUGGCAUUGCUCCACAGGGUGCUUGCUUGACCGUGAUAUUUCAGUUCUUCAUUCCUGGCUCUCGGCAAACUGAUAAAUCAAUCAGUCUACAUUGUCGGCUUCCUGUACUUGAUCCCGGAACAAGUUAAAUUGUGAUUGCCUUCUCGCAUGUUGGCUAUCAAUUUUAGAGCAACAGUCAAGUGGAAUUUGGCUGAAGUAUUGAAGUGUAUUGGUCAUGUUUUCAGGUGGAAUUGUGGAAAUAUGAGUUUUUUUUUCUUAUUUUGCUUCUUGAAUACAAAUGCUCAUGUCAAGUACCUGUGGAUUUAGAUCUCAGUAAACAGCUAGAAAUUUCUGGUCUUGGGUCAUUGUCUCUGGUUGAACAUCAAUCUUUUUGGUUUGAGGAUGAGAUCAGUCCCUAGGUAUGAAUUCGUGAACUGUGCCAUUCAUAUCUAUCAAACUGCAAACAGGUGUUUUGUCCA
Molecule: messenger RNA, 1462 nt
Organism: Cucumis sativus (cucumber)
Lineage: Eukaryota; Viridiplantae; Streptophyta; Magnoliopsida; Cucurbitales; Cucurbitaceae
Exons: 2
Coding region: 173-1132 (319 amino acids)
Biological process (GO): telomere maintenance; meiotic DNA integrity checkpoint signaling; nucleotide-excision repair
Cellular component (GO): site of double-strand break; nucleolus; checkpoint clamp complex
Source: RefSeq, a predicted model, not a curated record